AUGUUCGUGCUAGGACCACGGCUAAUCCUUGCCCUUCGAGAAUAUAAUGCUAAACUCGUGGCUGACUCCGACGCAGCAACCCGCAUGACCUCAAUCGCUUUCCAAGAGCGUGUGCAUAUAUCGACUAGCAGCACCGUGUAAUACUCGGUGAAGCUGACGCAAACCGUUGUCUAGUUCUUGCAGGGAGCACGGGAAAUUUGUUUUUUGUUUCUAUUCCAAGCCUCGUUGCGGUGCUCGAGUAGUUAUUUGGUGUCACAAAAUAGAUGUCAAGUGUAGGCUAUAUUUUCGUCGUAGUAUUAUUCGAAUCAUUUGCUAUAGGUCUUGACAUUGACCAUGUUUUAACCAAUGUCCUGUAUAUCUCUACUGUACCAACGAAGGAAAGCAGUGCCCAGAACGCGAAAGUCGAGGAACGAGAGAUGUUUCUAGGUGAUGUCGCCGGAACAUUGGAUGCAAGUUUCUAUUUUCUCCUGCUUCUCAUCUUCGAGGACAUCUCGUGACCCACCUCUCGUCGUAUCGGAAGCACUAUGGGAUAUUGACUUUCGUAAUAUGGUGUGACUGUCUUGUAGCAUAUAUAG
Molecule: messenger RNA, 575 nt
Organism: Suillus plorans
Lineage: Eukaryota; Fungi; Basidiomycota; Agaricomycetes; Boletales; Suillaceae
Exons: 1
Coding region: 264-497 (77 amino acids)
Source: RefSeq, a predicted model, not a curated record